GUGCAUACUAUUAUUUGCCAUUUUGUUCGUAUCCAAUAUUUAUAAUUGGUACACUCGACUGCGUCAGAAUCAGUUGUUGUCGCUCUAGUGGUAACAUCAUUUAAAGGUGACCUCUAGCUGUCUACGGUUGUGCUGCAAACUGUGUUAACUUCGAUCUCUCCGACUUCUUUUGCUACAUACAUUUUUACAGGAAUUAACGAAAAUGUUUAAGGUUAAUUGUAUCUCAAUUUUGGCCGCGGUGGUAAUGGUACAGAUAUUGAUUCGACAAGGCGAUGCUAUCAAGUGCUACUCCUGUAACAGCCUAUUAAAUAAGGAGUGUGGGGAUCCUUUCAACGCAGAGAAAGCUGGAGACUUCCUUGUGCCUUGCGGUUCAAAUGAUACAGUCUGCCGGAAGUCCACCACUGAAGACACGCACAAAAAUCAAGUCUCCAUAGAGCGUGGGUGUUUCGAGGCAGCCGAAAAGAAGGAGUGUCAGGAUAUCAUGAAGAUAGGAGACGUCUGUUACUGCGAGGGAGAUGAGUGCAACGGACAACUUCCAGUCGCCACUUCCGGUUGGCUACUUCCGGUGACGUUGGCGGCGCUGGUUGUGGUGGUGUUCAACGGAAGAAGAAAUUAACGCUUAGGUGAACAUGAAACGUGUAUGAAUUGUCUUGCAAAGAUAUUGUAUAAGUAUAUUUAAGUCACAAAAUAACAACCAAAGUUUUAAUUAAGUCUACAAAGUGUUGUGUCAUACAAUAACACAGUUAACACUUCGCAUAUUAUUACCACAAAAGUGAGUAAUGAAGCUUACAGAAGCUGUUAAUGAAAGGCGGAAACGUCUCUGUCAUGAAUGAUAUACGAAUAAUUGUUGGUCAGCAUUUCUUGUUUCAACAAGUAUUUUCUUUGUUGAUUUUUUUUUCUUUCUAACAGGUUGCAUUCAUCAUUUCCUUUUAAAUAUCUACUUUUCUUCAAUUUAAAGCUGCACUUUCACAGAUUUACCGUUCUUACAACUUUUUUUAAUUUUAUUGUCUUGGAAUGGGCAUUUUUUUGCGUUAAUAUCUGCAAACCAGUGAUAAAGGACUGCUGACAAAAAAUCAGAUCUCAGAUUUUCAUAUUUCCUUUCGAAAAUUCAUGUUUUAUGACGAAAAGCGUUACUAACGGUUUAAGAAAAAUGCAUAAAACAUCAUUAUUUGAACUUAUGUAUAAAAAUCUACGAUCUAUUUUUGUUAGCAAUCUUUUUUGACUGGUUUAUAUGCAUUUUCGCAUAAAUUCGCUCGUUCAAAGGCAAAAUAUAAGAAGGUUGCCAAAACGUUAAAUCUGUGAGAGUGCAGCUUUAAAUAAGACAUUAUGUGUGCCAAACGUGCACGCAGUGUAACUAGGUAGAGUCUCAUCAUCAUCCUUACGUAACAUGUUUUUUCCGUCUUUACUGGCAUGAUAUAUUGCAGCAUUGUCUCGCAUUCUCGAUUGUUUAAGUGCAGCUGUUUUCAUUUACCUUUGUUCUUAAGAUCUCUUGAUGUUAAUUUACAGUCUUGACAAGUUGACACCAAUCGGAACAUCUCCGCCAAUAUCCGACAUGACGAAGCUUGCCGGAGAUGGCCGAGUUGUUACGAUUGGAGUUGACACCUUUAUGGCUUGAACAUAUUGACGGACAAAAACCUCUCUGGGAGAUAUCGGGACCAUCUUAUAAACAGUUCGAUCGCUUUUUUUUUUAAACAAAUCGCCAAUCGGAACACCUCUGCCGCUAUCAAACAUCCAUCCCGAAGCUUGCCGGAAAUGGCCGAGUUGUUACGAUUGACAAAUUGUUCGGCUAAUUACAAGUUAAAAUUUACAUUAUAUUUGCUCUUCUCAUUACAUGUAUUUAAUCUCAAGAUAUUUCGUCGAACGUUUGUUGAAUAAAUUCCCCCGAUAUUUAUACGGACAUUACUUCUUUUAUCGGUUAAUUUUAAUGAGAUGUUCAAAAGUGUAUAUUAUGUAAUUAUACUGGUACUGUUUCUUUUUAAUUUUAAAUGCUUUGUCAGCAAUUUAUAUGUUUGUCUAUGCACACACGUUUAAACCAUAUUUCGAUGAAAAGACUGUAUUUUAUAGACUGGGGGUUAAAACGGUUAAAUAGUUUUUCAUUCAUAAAUUGUAUCUAUGCAGAAACAGGUUUCGAUCUUUUUAUCGUGAUUUUUAUAAGCUGAAAUUAGAACUAAAAAUAAACUUGUUUUAUUUUUA
This is a messenger RNA of Mya arenaria, 2193 nucleotides long. RefSeq lists its product as uncharacterized. The record is from RefSeq and is a predicted model, not a curated record. Gene Ontology annotation, biological process: positive regulation of voltage-gated potassium channel activity; regulation of synaptic transmission, cholinergic; sleep. The transcript has 3 exons. NCBI's taxonomy places the organism in Eukaryota, Metazoa, Mollusca, Bivalvia, Myida, Myidae. Bases 203 to 616 code for a protein of 137 amino acids.